Molecule: messenger RNA, 4957 nt
Organism: Ctenopharyngodon idella (grass carp)
Lineage: Eukaryota; Metazoa; Chordata; Actinopteri; Cypriniformes; Xenocyprididae
Gene: kcnc4
Product: potassium voltage-gated channel, Shaw-related subfamily, member 4
Exons: 4
Coding region: 689-2509 (606 amino acids)
Biological process (GO): potassium ion transmembrane transport; protein homooligomerization
Cellular component (GO): neuronal cell body membrane; voltage-gated potassium channel complex; dendrite membrane
Molecular function (GO): delayed rectifier potassium channel activity; protein binding
Source: RefSeq, a predicted model, not a curated record
AAUCAAAUUGAGCUCACAAUCACACAUAAUGCAGCGCUGUAAGGGUUACUGAAACGCUGGAGCAUCAUCAUCAUCAUCAUCAUCCUCCCAUGGGCUGUGUCGUCUGACUGUCACAAAGAUGCAACAGAUCUUUCCCAACAAACUGAUGAUUCCGUCUCAUCCUUCGGCAACAGAUGAUUUGGCCUGAUACUGAUGUACAAUCAAAGUUAACAUCGCAGACGUUAUUCGGCAAGGUUUUAUUGUAAAUUCAUUGUUGUGAUUAAGGAAUAAUGCGCGCGCAGGAUGGGAUUUACUAAUUCAAACGACAAGGUGACGAGAGUUUUGAAAGAGAUGAAAUUGGGAGAAUUUUUAGAGUUGUCUGACCUUUAUCUGAACUAAUCUGCUUUUCUUUGUAAAUGUGAUAAAUGCCUAAGCGCUCGCGCUUAAUUCGGUCGUGAUACGCGGACGGUUUUCUCAUGUUUUUGGGUUUACAAUAGUGUCAGAGUGCACAUGAAUGAGGAUCAACGCAAGCAUCCUCCCUUAGACUGAGAAUCUGAGUUUCUCCGUUAACAGGUGGUUCUUCGCGUCCCUGAUGGUCAUGUUGACGCCGGAAACUCUCUACAGUUGUUCGACUUUUAUAACUGACGACAGCUGCGCAGGUUUAGAAAGCCAAGAGAGUUACUAGGUAAAAGCCUCUUCAUCGAAAUCUAUGAUCAGCUCGGUGUGUGUUUCGUCGUACCGCGGGCGCAAGUCAGGCAACAAACCUCCUUCCAAAUCAUGUCUGAGGGAAGAGAUGGCCAGAGGGGAAGACUCGGACAAAAUCAUCAUCAACGUCGGCGGCACGCGCCACGAAACCUACAGGAGCACCCUUAGGACCAUACCGGGCACGAGACUCGCCUGGCUCGCCGACACAGACAACCAAGGGAACCCGGACGCAGACACGGGACAGACGCCCACCACCACCAGCGAAUUCUUUUUUGACCGACACCCGGGCAUAUUCGCCUAUGUGCUGAACUACUACAGGACUGGCAAGCUCCACUGCCCGGCGGAUGUGUGCGGCCCUCUGUUUGAAGAGGAGUUGGCAUUUUGGGGCAUUGAUGAGACGGACGUGGAGCCCUGUUGCUGGAUGACCUACCGCCAGCACAGGGAUGCAGAAGAGGCGCUUGACAUGUUCGAACCGCCAGAUCCGGAGGAUGCGGAGGACGACCAGGACUUGCCCAGACGCUUCGGCAUUGAAGACAGCCCUGACCGCUCCAGGGGGUGCUGUGAAGUUUGGCAACCAAAAAUAUGGGCGCUCUUUGAAGAUCCAUAUUCUUCGCGUGCAGCCCGGAUAAUUGCCUUUGUCUCCCUCUUUUUCAUCCUGGUGUCCAUCACCAACUUCUGCCUGGAGACCCAUGAGCACUUUAAUGAGCUUCAUAAUCGCACUGAAACAUUUUUAGUGGGAAACACCACCAUCACCAACUACACACUGGAGAUGGAGACCAAACCAGUGCUCACACUGGUGGAGGGAAUCUGCGUGUUGUGGUUUACCUUUGAGUUCCUGGUCCGCAUUAUAUGUUGCCCGAACAAGCUUCUCUUCGUCAAGAACAUGCUAAAUAUCAUUGACUUUGUAGCCAUCCUGCCCUUCUAUCUGGAAAUGAGUUUGAGUGGCCUCACAUCUAAAGCUGCCAAGGAUGUCCUGGGCUUUCUGCGUGUGGUCCGUUUUGUGCGCAUCCUACGGAUCUUUAAGCUCACGCGACACUUUGUGGGUCUCAGGGUUCUCGGCCACACCUUGCGGGCGAGUGUCAAUGAGUUUUGCCUGCUCAUCAUCUUUCUUGCGCUCGGGGUGCUCAUCUUCGCCACCAUGAUCUACUAUGCCGAACGUUUCGGCGCAGAUCCCAGAGAUCCUAGUGACUGCAGCCACACUCACUUCAAGAACAUUCCCAUUAGCUUCUGGUGGGCGGUGGUCACCAUGACAACAGUAGGUUAUGGGGACAUGUACCCUAAGACGUGGCUGGGCAUGAUGGUCGGCGCGUUAUGCGCAGUAGCGGGCGUGCUUACCAUCGCCAUGCCGGUGCCUGUUAUCGUUAACAAUUUUGGGAUGUACUACUCCCUAGCUAUGGCUAAGCAGAAGCUGCCAAAGAAGAAGAAGAAGCACAACCCAAACCCAGACAUGGUGGUGGACUCAGCCUCGUUUGGGAAGUCUGAAAGCAACUCGCCAAGGAACAGCACACAGAGCGACACCUGCCCCCUCGCCGCUGAGGAGAACAUCGGAAGAAACCGUUCAGAUUCAAAGCAGAACGGUGAUGCCAACGUUACUCUUUCAGAAGAGGAGGGCUGCAGUCUGACCCAACCGCUCUCUCCGAGCGAUAGGUGGACCCUCCGAUGUUCACGCAACAGAGACAAGACCAUGAAAGAGGCAACUUGCUUCCUGCUGAAUUCUGGAGACUUUUCUUGCGGAGCUGACCCCACCAUCCACACAGAGAGCUGUAAAGAUACUCUCACAUCCCCAGCAAACUACACUCAAGCGGAAGUCACCACCCUGACCUGAGGGGGUUUGUCCUGAUAGGACUGAGAUAUUCACCGAUCAUGCAUCAUCUGUCUCAGUCAAGGGUGCGAUACCCCUAUAGACUGGUAAAAUGUGAAUCAUUUCUAGUCAAAUCAUCAUGUACGUCUGUCUGUUUUCAAGCUGCCAGGCAUGUAUUAGCAUGAUAGAGCAUAAGUACUUUUGGUCUAAAUGUAAAUUUAAUGUACUUUUAUAUUUAGGACACAUAAAAUCUUACCUGAAGUAACUAUUAAACUAGUAAAAUAUUACUGAUGAACAAUUUUGCUUAAGACCCCAUUAAAUCAAAAUAGGAUCAUUUUAAAUGCUUGUUUAAUGCUGAAAAUUUACAAAAUAACUUAUUUAUAUUUUAGAGACUUUUUUUUAAAGGACAAACCCUUCAGUCCUUCUUUCGUUAUGUCAGCACAGGAAAGAAAACUGUGUGGUGUCUUUAAAGUCCCCGUGAACCAGAAGUUGCAACCGACUUUACUUCAGUGUAUUUCAAGUGAAAUGGAAUAUUAAAUAGAGGGCGGGGUUUCAUUUUAGCGCACCUCCUCUCCAUCCCUUGCUCAUAGCAGACUGAUGGCUGAGGGGAGUGGUUAAGGUUAUUCAACCCAAGCCGUGAUCAAUCAACCUGACGUGAUCAAAGAAGGCACGCCAUUCCAAAGCGGAAGCAAAUUUUUAAAUCUUGAUUAAAAAUUACCACGUCAAACUAUUUUUUUUUCUGUGUAUUAACUUGCACGGAUUAAUUGUUCACCACGAGACUGGUAAUGUGUGCUAACAAAAUAAAUAGGGUCAAUUUCAUGAUGACUUUAACAUUUGUAUUGAUUUUUCUCUCACUGAGUCCUGCAAUAUUUUGUCAAGAUUAUGUAUCUAAAAGUGCAAAAUCAGACUGAAACUAUAAGAUCAUUAGAAAUGUCCAGUGUUCCUGUUCUAGGUACACUACCGUUCAAAAGUUUGGGUCUGUAAUAUUUUUUAAAUGUUUUUGAAGUGUCUUAAAUGCUCACCAAGGCAGCAUUUAUUUGAUCAAAAAUACAAUAAAAUUAGUAAUAUUGUGAAAUAUUAUUACAAUUUAACAAAACUGUUUUAUAUUUUGAUGUAUUUUAAAAUGAAAUUUAUUCCUGUGAUGGUAAAGCUGAAUUUUUAGCACCAAUACUCCAGUCUUUAUUUUUAUUAUUCUUUAUUUAUCAUUCUAAUAUGCUGAUUUGCUUCUCAAGAAACAUUAUCAAUGUUAUUAUCACAGUUGUGCUGCUUAAAGCUUUUAUGGAAACUGUGAUUCUUUUUUCUGAAUUCUUUGAUGAACAGAAAGUUUCUAAGAACAGCAUUUAUUUGAAAUAGAAGUCUUAACUGUCACUUUUGAUCAGUUUAAUGAAUAUUUGCUGAAUAAAAAUAUUACUUUCUUUCAAAAAACAAACAAACUUUCGAACAGCAGUGUACUUCAUGAUCUAUAUAAAACAUUUCUCCCCUCAGGCUACAAAUUCUUUAUUUGGACAAAAGCAGAAACCAGCCUGUGUCUGUACAGUAUCGUUCCAGAGAUCACAGGCCAACUAACACGACUGUAAAAAUGACCCAUUAAUCACUGUAAAAAUAACCCUCAAACAAGGAUCUUCAAGAGUUUCCAAACGUUUUUUAAUUUGAAGGCAAAUGCAUAAAACAGUUUCUUAUGAAGAAAAUAAAUACCAAAUGCAGCUUUAUUAAAGAGCACAGUGGCAGCUGCAUGCUUUUCCAACCAUCGUUUUCUGUAAUCCAAAUUACAUAAGGUCUUACAUUUGAAAUCAUCUGUAUACAUAACAUCGCUGGUUGAGAUGGGACCAAAAUCUGAAACCUUUAUGUUCUGCGAUGUUAGUUCACUGUAAUCUAACCUUCUUUUGCGAGUACACGUUGUAUAACCUGUCCAAGUUGUGCCUACUGUCUUGUAAUACUACUAAUAAUAUUACUAAUAAUAAUAAUAAUACAAAAAACAGUGGAAUACUUUGUUGUUCAGAGAGGCUCAUAUUGUUGAGAUGUCAAUCAUGUUCGCACACAGACAAAAAAAAUUUUUUGUGUGACUUUUUUUCCGAUUUGUUGUCUGCCAUAGUUGCCUUAUGUUUCAUAACAGUUCAAGUGCAACAUGUUAUUUAGACCCAAAAAGUGCAUAAUGUAAAUAUCAGUACUGCUGGAUGUAGCAGAGUAUCACUAUCUAGCAAGAAGGUGCAUUCACUGUCUAGUUAUACAGUCCAACAGUAUCUGCCUUUAGCCAGUAACCGUGAGUUUGUUUGUGUGUUUCAGGGAUGACGUAACAUGCUAAAAAAGAGGCUCAUACAGUAUACUAAUAGAUGAUAUGGUACAACACUGUAACUUUUGGAUGAACAUGUACAUUGUUAUAUGUCUAAAGAAAAAGCAGUUCAUAUCUUGUAUUAUGUAGGCAUGUGUGUCUAUGCAUUUCUGCAGGAAUACAAAUAAAAUCUAAAUAUUGAA